This is a messenger RNA of Aureobasidium musti, 360 nucleotides long. The record is from the annotation of a GenBank genome assembly. NCBI's taxonomy places the organism in Eukaryota, Fungi, Ascomycota, Dothideomycetes, Dothideales, Saccotheciaceae.
AUGGAGCCCUCCCUCGCGAAAUCAACUGAACAUGCGGAAUUCGUCAACAAGCAAUUUCUCAGAGCCGAGGAGCUCUAUGACGCAAACUCGCUGGACGAGUGCGUCAAGAUUCACCGGGAUCUGAUGUUGAAGCAUUACACGGCCCCAGGAUUCGCACCGCUCAAGACUCACAUGAGGCUAUGCGAGCUUGUGUCCGAUUGGAAGUACGCCGACGCUGGUCGUCAAGGGGCUGAGCAUCUCUACGAGUACUGUAGCAAACAUCCUGACCGCUACGAUCCAGGUGUCCUAGCCGAAUUCCGUGCNUCCUCUGGACGCACUCGCAGAGACCUGGGCAAACAAACCAGUCUCGGAGAUGAGUGA